AUGGUCUCAGACAGGCUUUGUGGAAGAAUUCUUCUCAAACAAGCAGGGCUUUCAGAGUUUCAAAGGGAGCUCAUCAUGCUACGUGGUCCUGUCCUUCGAGGUUUCGACGAAACAGCUGCUCUACUACGUCCCUUGGACCGUCCAGAAGCCUUAGUCAAGGGCAACGAGGGUGGUCACAGCAAACAUUUUUUUGCAGAGGGCCAGGCUUCGGAAGGCGAAGAGGAAGACUCGUCGGAAGGUUCCGAGGCGUUGGAAGAUGAAGCGGGCAACUUGCUGUUCGACAUGGAGGACCGGGAGUAUGAUGAAAGUGAAGCUCUUGCAGUGUAUGCGUAUCACAAUGCCUAUCGAGAUGUUACACUCGAAGAGACAAAUCUCGUGAAGAUGGCCCAAGAAGAAGUUCGCAAAGCCGGCCCCGAAUGGACCGCAGCAGAGGAAGGCCUGGAUCAAUGCAUCUGCAUCGAUCCAAAGGCCGUGGCAAAGGCAAGCGAGGCACAGAAAGAUUGCCCCUUGAAGAAGAAUCCGGCAAGCGGCGGCGGUCCAGCCAGUUCACCUUCAAAGAAGGGGCUCAUCGUUGUCGGUGGUGGUGGCGGGCAAUCACAUGCCUACAUGAUGCGAGUUCCCAGAACCAUUCAAGUGUAUGCUGGCAUAUCCUGUCGAGCUUCAGAAGCGCUUGUGGACACCGCGGCAGAAGAUGCUGUGAUAGGAGAGAAUGCCAUGCAAAGACUGAGACAAUCCUUAAGAGAACUGGGGUUGCAAGUUCUGCCUGUGGAAGCAGGCGCCGCGAUGCCCGGAGCCGGCGGCAUAGGUGGGCCAGCGCAGGUGUUGGGGCUUUUUGAAGUUCCCAUCGGUGUUGCGCAAGUGAACGGGGUUCUACGGUUCACAGUGUUGAAGGAUUCAGAGAGCGAGAUUCCGCCACUGCUCCCCAUCAAGUAUCUGGAGUCAGUUGGUGCCAUUCUCGACUUUGCCCAUGAUAUGUACACAACCCGCUUUGGCCCCGAAACCACAAUGCGCCGCCUCCCCACAGGACACAGAGCUGUCAACAUCCUCGACUUUGACAAGGAAGGAUGGAAUCUUCCAGUUCAUCUGCGUAAGGACCCAGCAGUAGAUCCUUUCAUUCUGUUGGAGGGUGCCCAGUUCAUGCAGCAGACGAAGCAGCAGGUGUUGGUUUGGCUUGCGCGCAAUGAUCAACUUGAAUAUGUUCAAACACUGGUUGGUCCCAAAAGUUCUUUGGUACUUCCCGAGGAAUGCCACCUAGAUCCCGACACCCUGCAGCCAACACGCACCACUCACCUGACGGAGGCCGAUGAAAACGGCCACAGCUUCGUUUUGCAUGAUCGUUGGGACGUGCCUUGGUCACAUCAAAACAGACCGCCAUGGCAUGGGAGUGUGGUGUUUCACGCGCUUGAUGGACUAGAAUUCGAACGAGCCUCAGCACUCCUGAAGGGAGCAGGGGCAGAAGAGGGUGCCAAACCCAAGCCAGCGUUCGACAGGGUGUUGGCCUGGAAGCGCUUGACCCUGGGCAUUUUCAUGAUCUUGGCGAACAUUCGCCACGAGAUGCUCAUGGAGUUUAUCGAGAACAAGAAGAAACGGUUCGACGAGAAGGCGCUGGUGCUCCUCUCAACCAGCCAGAGCUCCAAAGGCAAGAAGAGUUUCUCCGAGACUCAGCUGAGGAUGGGCAUCGGCAAACAGCUGAGCCGUUCGAUGGCUCAAAAGAACUGGAACAGUCCAAUGGAGGAUUGUGCCCAUCCAGCCGAACAUCUUCGCCAUCGAGCCGGCCGGGGACAGUACUGGUUCACCUGCCUCCAAUGCGGGAGCAGGUGGGAGCGCCUGGAAGAGAACUCCGGAAGCUCCAGCAGCACGACGUUUGUCAAUUCGCCCAAGAAUCCAGAGGUGGCCUAUCCGAAAGUGAUUCCGGCGCCCCGUGGACAACCUCAAGUACAAGAUCGCCAGGUGACGGUGAAGACGAAGGGCGGAUAUGGAGCUCAAAAGUGCAAGCUGGAGCAAAAGGAGGCAUCGCAGUCGAGAACCAGAGCUUUGGCGGGCACAGUGCCAAUGGGGCGAAGCAAGACUCCAACGUGUGCAAGGUCGGAGUUGACGAGCAGCCCAGAGUUCUUGGUGAUCCAUUCCGACGAGGAUCAGGAUGUAUCCAUGGCGCAGCGCCGAGCUUCCAGCUUGGCUCAGUGGGCGGUGUUCCUUCUUUGCUCUUUUGUGAACGCUGCUCCAUUCACUGGAAUUCCUCCAGUGACAAUCCCUUGGCUUGGAGAGCCAACUCACUUUCUUCUGAUGAGUCAGCCAGAGUUUGAAUUCAAUCAAUGUGAGUCCUUGAAUUGGCAAUCUUGUCAGGACUGUUCCAAGUAUGCCGGCACAGAGCACUUUGCCUCUUGUUGGGCAUUUUGCCCAAACGAAAGCAACAAAUGGUGGGGCCAGGAGGACAGCGAUGUGAUCCACAAAGAAGCCUCACUCACCAAGGUGGUGAAACAGCAGUUGAGCCACAACAUCAAAACAUAUGUUUGCAAAAGCGAGUCGGUCGUGGAAGUGUUCAGCCCACCAAGGAUGUCCAAGGAGGCCCGGAACUAUGGCGUCGAGAGCGGCGGAGCCUUCGACCUCACCGAAGGCUACGAUUUCAGGCGGGCCGCUGAUCGACAGUUUGUGGUGGACAUCAUCCGCGUAAAGAAGCCAGCUUUGGUGAUUUUGUCACCGUCAUGCACUGAGAGCUCAGUGUCAUGCUCUCUCUCCAACUUUCCACGAGAUCCAGACAAAGUUCGAGCAGAAGAAGAGGAGACACAACAGCUGACAGAGUUUGCGGUGCAGGUGGCAAUGUUGCAGCUGGAGGCCGGUCGAGGCUUCCUGUUUGCGCACGCCCCUGCAGCGACCUCGUGGGAACUCCCAGCUCUACAAAGACUACUCUCGAGGCCAGAAGUUCAAACCGUCGCGGUCGAUAUGUCUGUCUUCCAAUUUCAACCAGCCGAGAGAGAAGCAGAAAGUAAGCGCGCCCAGUUGAGUACAAACCUCCACUUCCUGGCAAAAGCUUUGAGACGGCGUUGUUCCAGGCCACACGAACAUCGACCAAUACUUGGAGGUCAACUGUGUGGUGAGGCCGCAAUGCAACCGCGGGCUUUCGGCCGUGCAGUCUUGGCGGGUCUACGUCGUCGCUUACAGAACCGAGGUGUGUUCUUCUACGGCAAGGUCGCUGCAGACGAGCACGGACCGCCUCAGGGAGCGCGAAGCUUGGCCAUGCACUUAGGUCAAGCCUUGGCUCCGGGAGUUUUCGACUACGUUGUGGACGAGAUCAGCUUUCAGGGCGAGUGGGCGAAAGUGUUCGCAGUGCAGUCCGAGAAUUUUGGGUCCGGGGGUGGCGAGAUCGAGCUCUCAUCGAGACGGCCCGAGAUGGAAUACGCGGACGCACUGCCCAUGUGCUCGGCAAACAGAUCUUCCACAGCUUUGUCAACAUGGAACCAGGUUUUAGAGAUCCGGUGCUGCGUCGAGCGCAACGAGAACUCCGACCUCUGGGCGAAGGACCCGAAGCACAACAAAGAGCCUCUGAAAUUCGAGGGGAUCACAAUCCCCAACUGGCUCCAGAUCUGCGGCGGGAGUUGUACAGGAGCUCGAGAAGAGGUCAUUAGUUGGGCGAAAACAAGCUUUCGCUGUCCACUCUGUGAGGGCCAGAGGAAACCAAGUGCUCCGAGACCAGGACAUCUCGCAAGGGCUCUUGAAUUCAACAUGGUCGUCGGCGUGGACACCUUCUUUCUCAACCACCUGGGGAAGACGCACAACUUUCUCAACUGCGUAUGUUGGGGAUCUGGGUUGCAGGUCGUAGAGGAGAUCUCAGAGGUUACCGCGACUACCACCUUUGAGACCUUUGGACGUUGUUGGUUGAAGCCAUAUGGAUGUCCCAUCAUCUUAGUGGUGGACCAGGGGCCAGAAUACUUUGGCAAGGCCUUUCAGCAUCACUUGAGUGCGAUGGGCAUCAUGAUACAUUUUACCGACGCCCGCAGUCCGUGGCAAGCUGCCAAGACAGAGCGCAUGGGUGGCGUUUUCAAGUCCAAACUCCGUGUAGUAUUGGAGGAGGUCCAAGCUACCACGGACAUCGAGUUCAACCAGUGCGUGACGGAGACGCAGGUGGCCAGGAAUAGAUACUACCACAGGAGCGGGUUCACGCCGUAUCAGCGAGUCUUUGAUUACAAUCCCCGCCUUCCAGCUUCGCUAGCAGCAGACGACAUCAUGUCUCCCAUACUUGUGCAUCAGAGCGCGAGUGAGCCCAUCAAGCAGGCCUGGAAGAUCAGGGAAGCAGCGGCUGCAGCGUGGCUACGACGAAUCGACGAAGAGACCGUCAAGAGAGGCCUGGCCACCACUACCAGAACAUCAGACAUCAAGAACCUCAAUGUGGGCGAAUGGGUAUACGUUUGGCGAAACACUCCGAACUUCAAGGGCUGGAGCGGUCCAGGAGUUCUGUUGGCAGAGAGUCCCAACGAGAGAUCGCUCUGGGUAUCUUUGCGAGGGCACUUAGUUAAAGUGUCACGAGAGCAGGUCAGGAGGGCGACAUCCGAGGAGAACUUGGGCGCUGAGCUGAUCAAAGAACUGUCUUCAGAAAUGUUGCGCGACAUCAAUGCGGGAAAGGUUCAAAGGUUCCAAGAUCUGCAAGGUGAAGGAGAACCUGACCACCAAGGAGAAGGUGUGGAGAUUCAGCUGUCUCCAAUCGUUGAAGAAGAUGAACCUGAAGCCAAUCAGUCGUCCGAGGUAGCCGCAGACAUUCCUGAAGAUGUUCAAGGCUACUCCCCCACCGACGUGGAGCCUAUGGAUGUGGAGGACGAAGGUGCGUUGCGAGAAAUCCUGGGUGCAGACGAGGAUGAGCGCAUGGAACAACCUCCACUGCCACCGCUGCUCCAAGGUGAAGAGGAUGAACUACUCCAGGCCCAGUCUGCAAGCACCAGAACGCCUGCUACGCCGGAAAGGACACCUACGCCAACCGCUACACCCAUGGAGAGUCGGAGACACAGCCUUCGAGUGGACGAGGGUAGCAGUGGAAGCAUUGCCUGGGGACCAAUCCGGGAAGCUCCCACGACAUCGUCAACUACCUCGAGCGCCAUGCCCUAUCCCUUCGCGAACGCUCCAAGGUCCUGGCCAGCGCCUUCAAGACCGUCCCACUACAUGGAAGUCGCGAGCUUCGAAGAGUCCAGAACACAACACACAUUCUGGGUGCAGGGGGACGGUGCCAUGUGGUACCAGGACAAACAAAGAGGUCGCAGUUCAUUGGCAGCUCUCGGGACAGAGACCUUCACAGCCACAGAAGCGGAAGCAUCGUACAGUGCUCAAGACAGGUGUGUGUACCUCACAAAGGCCAAAACCUCGCCGGGACAGGUGCAGUUCAACAAGCUGUCCGAGAAGCACAAAGAGGUGUUUCGCGCUUCUAGGCGAAAAGAGGUGAAGUCCUUGCUUGAAAACCAAGCCAUCAAGAUCUUGAGUGUCGAGGAAUCAAGGAAGUUCAGACAGAGUUUCCCCAAGUUCGUACUCCGAAGCCGCUAUGUUGAUCGUUGGAAACCUGAUGGAGACAAAUUCUCAGUGCUCCCCCAGGAGUUUGACAACCCCAACUUCGAUCCACAGCAUCAUGGAGGUCUGUCCGCAAAGAGCAGAUGGUGCAUCAUUGGAUGGGAGGAUCCGAUGAUUCACGAAGUGGAGAGGGCGGCGCCGAGUCAACCUUUAGCGGUGGAAAUGCCAACUGACGAGCCCUUUGAAGGCUACAGCGCCGAACAGUUGGUGCUGCUGUUGACAGAAGUCUACGGCCUUGUUUCCGGCCCAGCGUGGUGGAGGAGGAGUUUGCUGGAAGUCCUGGUUCGGGAGUUGAAGUACCGCGUCAAUCCAUAUGACAGAUGUGUGCUGACUUUGGAUGCGGAAGCCAAGAAUGCAGAGGCCCUGACCGAAGGCAUCAUUCUCAUAGAAGUGGAUGAUCUCUACGAGACCGGCUCGCAGAGACAACGCCGCAAUAUGGAAUGGUUGGCCUCAAAGCUACGUUUUGGCAAGUCCGUUAACCUCAGAGAGGAACACAACGGGACCAGCUACGCGGGAAAACGUCUGUGGCAAGGCAAAGACUUCAGCUACUACCUGACCAUGGACGACUACGUCCAGAACCGCCUCAAGCCGGUGAACUUCACUCGACAGCUGUGGAAGAAGGACUCCAUGGAAGUGCAGCUGAACGAUGCUGAGCAGGCGCAGUUGAGAGGCACCAUAGCUUCCAUAAACUGGGCAGCAAGAGAAGGCCGUCCGGACGCCUCGGCAGCAGCAUCGAUACUAGCUGCAGCUUUUCCCAAACCGCUUUUGCAUCAUGCUUUGGAAGCCAACAAAGUAGUCGCCAGGCUCAAAGCACACAGUGUGACCAUCAAAAUUCACUCACUUCCUGAAGCCGAUCUCAGACAUGUGCUAGUGAGCGACAGCGCGUUCGAUCCUAGCGGCAGAACGAAGCCACAGCAUGGAUGGAUUCUGGGAGUCACUACCCCAGACUUGAACCUGGGCAAAGAAGCACCCGUCUCUCUUUUGUCGUGGCGUUCAAGAAGGCUGCGAAGAAAGGCUGGAUCAACGAUGCUCAGUGAGUCCAUUUCCUUGGCCUCUGCACUGGGAAGUUUGGAAAGGCAAGUCGCUUUCUUCAAGAGCAUUCGGUUCUCGCGUUUCAACCCCAGAACCCUGGCAGAACGCGAAGAGGAACCAGAGUGCACACUGCGCGGCAAAGCCUCAGUGAUAGCAAGUGAAGAUGAGCUGUACACUGAUCCAGACAGCGUGUGCAUUGUAGACGCUAAAAGCCUCUAUGAUGCUUCCAACACAGAACAAGCUGUAGGGGAAGAUGACAGAUCCGCUUUGGAACUGGCAUUGAUCCAAGACUCAAUGUCAAAAGUCAGAGGUCUGGGAGACCAGAAGCCUACGUAUAAUGAUGACCACGUCUAUCCGGAGUUUAUCGUCAAGUAUGAGCGCAUCUUCUUCCACGAGCGCUUCGCGGCGGUCUACAAGGCCAUGCUCAUGCGCAGCAUCGCCGGGCGCUUCACUGGCCCGACUAAGGAGGAGAUCGACGUGCUGCAGUCCAUGUGGCAAGUGUAUUCCAUGCCCAACAAAGGCAAGAUCAGCAAGUCUCAGCUUCUUGAUCUGCUGCUGGCCAUCUAUCAGCCCCCAGACAACGAGGACGAAGACCUGGACCAGACCUUCAAGGAGUGGGACCGGAAAGGCAAUGGCAAGAUCGACUGGGACGACUUCCUUGCCGAGGUGACCCAGCGCGUGAAGGACAAGAUCUCCUGCUCAGGCCCCGAGCGCUUCGCUGAGGUGUACAGGCACAUGCUGGACCGCAAGCGCGCUGGACGGUUUGAUGGCCCGGAUGUGGGUGAGAGGGCGGUGAUGAGGAUGGUCUGGUACCAGUACUGCCAAAACCAACGAACGAUCGACAAGAUGCAGUUGCUGGACCUCCUCAAGGCCAUCAAGCAGCCGCCUGCCAACGAACACGAAGACUUGGAUGAGACCUUCAAGGAGAUCGACACGAAGAGAGACGGCGUCAUCGACUACGACGAGUUCCUGCAGGAGAUCGCGCAGCGUGUACAGGAUGGCAUCGAGUGCUGA
Symbiodinium natans is the source of this 7593-nucleotide messenger RNA. Lineage: Eukaryota; Dinophyceae; Suessiales; Symbiodiniaceae. The record is from the annotation of a GenBank genome assembly.